AUGUAUGAAUAUAAACUGCUCACAAAAAAUACCUCCGAAACUGACGAUUCUGAUGCAACUGAUGAAUUUGCGACCACGACUGAAGGAGAUGUGUUCCCAAGGGAUUGUUCUGAUAUUCGUGCGAUCGGUGCGUCGGUGAGCGGUGUGUAUACGGUACGACCUCUACGUUCCAGUCAGGCUUUCCAGGUGUCUUGUGAUAUGGAAACAGACGGUGGUGGAUGGACGGUGUUCCAGCGGCGUCAGGACGGCAGUGUAGAUUUCUCUUUGGACUAUGCCAGCUACAGCCGUGGCUUUGGGAAUGUAGAUGGAGAGUUUUGGCUCGGUAAUGACAACUUGCACCUUCUGACCGCUCAGGGCGAGUACCAACUACGCGUGGAUCUUCAAGGUUUCGAUCAAGUUACUGGGUAUGCCAAGUAUAACUCCUUCACCGUCGCUAAUGCGAGUGAGAACUACAUGCUGCGAGUGGACGGUUAUACAGGAAAUGCAUCCAACGGGUUAAAAUACGUUAACUACAUGGGCUUCACGACCAAAGACAAAGACAACGACCUCAAUGCCAUAGGGAACUGCGCACAUCAGUAUCCAGGGGGCUGGUGGUUCAGGUUCUGUCUUUCGUCCAAUCUGAACGGGCUUUAUUUCCAUCAUGCCGAUAUCAGUAGUCGGGGAGUUACGUGGAAUAGCUUUUCCAAUUAUCGCUCACUCAAAUUUUCUGAGAUGAAAAUUAGAAGCCGAGUUUAA
Asterias rubens (European starfish) is the source of this 735-nucleotide messenger RNA. Its product is annotated as fibrinogen C domain-containing protein 1-B-like. The transcript is spliced from 5 exons. NCBI's taxonomy places the organism in Eukaryota, Metazoa, Echinodermata, Asteroidea, Forcipulatida, Asteriidae. Bases 1 to 735 code for a protein of 244 amino acids. The record is from RefSeq and is a predicted model, not a curated record.